Peniophora sp. CBMAI 1063 is the source of this 699-nucleotide messenger RNA. The record is from the annotation of a GenBank genome assembly. NCBI's taxonomy places the organism in Eukaryota, Fungi, Basidiomycota, Agaricomycetes, Russulales, Peniophoraceae.
AUGGCGCAGAUGUGUUACAACCUCACUGGCAAACUCUGCGCGAUAGCACACUUUAGACGCACCGUGCACGGAGGCAGGCGUCCCGUGUCGCGCGUGGGAACACGGGCCAGCUGGGAAGACAGCCGGUCUGCCGGGAGGAGACAUCUCGGUGGUGAUUCUAUUACUACUAUCACACAUGUCAAUGUCAACGUCUCGAACGGGAUAUUUCAAGACGCUGUCAGCCCCAGCGAGGGCGCUGUAUCGCCCCCGACCGUCGUCGCAUCUAACAUUGUCGUCAAUGUGCGCGACAUUUACAACACUGGCGGACUUGGCGCGCUGCUUUUUGGCUUCCCAAAAGGGUACAGCGGAGAGGAUGAGAUGCACGUUCUUAAGUGUCAGCUUCCCACCAACCUCAACGUUGGCGAGCGACUCAGCUCGAAUAUGGGCAUUCAGGAUGCUGCUCCUCUGGCCGAACCCGGUCUCGGCCUUGGCCCCAGCGUCUCCCAGCGCGGCCUCUAUGAUACUACCGACGGCAUCGACGCAUUCCUUUUCAGUGCUGGAGAAGGCUACGGUAGCGAUGAAGACGAAGAUGUGUACAUCCUCAAGCGCGACGACUCAGAGGUCGAGGCACGCUCUCCGGACCUCUACGCGUACCCUUCUUGGUCGUCUUGGAGCGCUGACAUCCGGUGCCGAGGUUGGCGGCUACAACGAUGGGGAUGA